CUUCGCAUGCGAAGUCAUCAGUUGUCAGUUGCAGAUGAGCGCUCGUUAGAUGCUGUUCUCUAGGCGUUCUGAAGUUCAGAAACUACUGUACUGUGCAAGUUAAAAAUUUUAAACAGAUAUGAAUAUGAUGGAAAGCCUCGCACCAAUGCUUCAUACGAAGCUCUUCUGGCUGGCUGCUGUCGUCACGCUGAUUUGGGUGCAUUUUAAAUUCGUGAUUUAUACUUAUUGGAAGAGAAAGGGAAUACCUCACGACGAACCAGUUGUACCAUUCGGGUCGACGCUUCCAAUAUUCUUAGGAAAAUCGUCGAUGGGAAACCUCGUGAAACAGAAGUACCAGAAGAGUAAAAAAUAUCCGCUGUACGGGAUCUACAUGUUCCAUCAGCCAAUGCUUUUGAUCAACGAUCCUGACUUAGUGCGAAUAAUAUUGAUCAAGGAAUUCAACAAAUUCCGCGAUCGGGGCUUGUACUUGAACGAGAAAGUGGACCCUCUGUCGGGUCACUUGUUCCUCUUGCCAGGAGAGAGAUGGAGAAAAUUAAGGGCAAAAUUGACACCAACCUUCACGUCUGGUAAAUUAAAGCAGAUGUUUCCGUUGCUGGUGGAAAUCGGCGACGAGCUGAUAAAAGUCUGCGAGAAAAUCAUUCAAACCGAUUCCGUCAUCGAAUUUAAGGAUCUCAACGCAAGAUACACAGUGGAUAGCAUUUCGUCGAUUGCCUUCGGAUUUAAUUGCAAAAGUUUGGACAAUCCGAAUAACGAGUUCAAACGUUACGGAUCCAUGGUUUUUGACCAAAGUCCAAUCAGAAAUGCCUUAGGAGUAUUCGCUCCCGUAGUUUUGGACACCUUACGGAUUCCUCUGAUACGUAGGGUGAUAAUCGACUUUUUUUCGCAAACCUUCAAAGAUAUGGUGGAUCACAGACACAGCAAUAAAAUAGUAAGGAAGGAUUUUAUAAACUUGCUUAUGCAAUUGAUGGAUAAAGGUGUACUAGAGGAAGACGAAAAGUCGCAGAAGAGCAAUGAUCACACAAAAGCAGGUUUAAUUGACAACGAAAAAAUUAGCAUGGUAGAGGCGCAAGCCCAGGCGUUCGUUUUUUUCCUGGGUGGUUUUGAGACGACUUCGUCAACGAUAACUUAUUGCUUGUACGAAUUGGCACUGAAUCCUCAUAUCCAAGAAAAACUACAGGCGGAAAUCGACGAGCAUUUGGCGAAACCGGGUGGAAUGACCUACGAUCGUAUCGUGAACGAGCUUGAAUAUCUUCACAUGGUCUUCUCUGAAACUCUGAGGAAACAUCCUUCGGUACCAAUUUUGAACCGGCUAUGCAUCGAAGAUUGCGACCUUCCGAAUACUAACUUCCGCAUAAAAAAAGGCACUGGAGUCAUGAUUUCCGUGAGUGGAAUGCAGCGUGAUCCAAACAUAUAUCCGGAUCCGGAUAAAUUCGAUCCACUACGAUUUACCAAAGAAAACAUUGCGUCGAGGAGUCCUUACGUAUACUUACCGUUUGGCGAUGGGCCUAGAGUUUGUAUUGGAACCCGCUUCGGCAUUCUUCAAUCCAAGAUAGCGCUGAUAGCGUUACUGGCCAAGUAUAAAUUUUCCGUUUGCGACAAAACUUCGAUUCCCAUUAAUUAUUCGAAGAGAUCAUUCACCCAAUCUCCGGAAGGAGGUGUCUACUUGAGGAUGGAAAAAAGGAUCAAAUAGUAUAUGAUGAUUAAGUUUAUUGUUUAUUUAGGUACCCGUAAAGUUAUUUUAUUUGAAUUUAGAUAAGUAUAAGCAAGUUGAAAAAUUACUGUAAAAAGUAGACACACACACACACACACACACACAGAGAUACUCACGCGCGCGUGUACAGUAUGAGUGAGAGGCCAAUAACACCGAUUAUAUAGCUGAUGCCCGACCGUCAAUGCUUUUAUACGUUGUGGAGGUCUUAUCUUAUCCUUUAUCUCAAUCGAUACAGCUACUGUAAGCUAUACGCCUAAUAAUGAUGAAAAUUUUUCGAUGAAUUUGAAAACAGAUUUCUUUAAUUAAAGUUUUGCGUAACUAAAUUUGUCUCUCUGUUAUACACAAACAAAAUGAAAGUAGCAACGUCUACCCGUGCUGAUGAUGAUUGAUUGGCGUUAGAUUUCGAAUUGUUUUAUUAUAAGUUUAGAUUGUUACUCUAAUCAAUAAAUUGCUUGUUUUCAAUGUAA
Molecule: messenger RNA, 2178 nt
Organism: Nasonia vitripennis (jewel wasp)
Lineage: Eukaryota; Metazoa; Arthropoda; Insecta; Hymenoptera; Pteromalidae
Product: probable cytochrome P450 6a14
Exons: 6
Coding region: 119-1690 (523 amino acids)
Molecular function (GO): monooxygenase activity; heme binding; oxidoreductase activity, acting on paired donors, with incorporation or reduction of molecular oxygen
Source: RefSeq, a predicted model, not a curated record